AUGGGUUUCUCUACAGACAAUCUUACAGGGUUUAUUCUGGCCCUGCUUUCAACUGGGUUCAUCGGAGCCAGUUUCAUCAUCAAGAAAAAGGGUCUUAGAAGAGCUGCUGCCGCCUCUGGUGUCCGAGCUGGUGUUGGUGGCCAUUCCUAUUUAUUAGAGCCUCUCUGGUGGCUUGGCUUGAUCACUAUGAUUGUAGGAGAGGUUGCCAAUUUUGUAGCUUAUGCAUUUGCCCCUGCUGUCCUAGUUACCCCUCUUGGUGCCUUAAGUAUAAUUGUCAGUGCAGUUUUGGCUCACUUUAUCUUGAAAGAGAGGCUGCACCAACUGGGGGUUUUGGGUUGUGUAAUGUGUAUAGCUGGUUCUGUCAUUAUUGUUAUACAUGCGCCACAGGAACAGUCCAUCUCCUCUGUCCAAGAAAUAUGGAAUAUUGCUACUCAACCUGCUUUUCUGAUGUACGUGGGAUCAGUUGUGGUUUUGGUGUUUAUUCUUGUCUUCUAUUUUGCACCUCAAUACGGCCACACGAAUGUGCUCGUUUUUACUGCCAUUUGCUCACUCAUGGGUUCUCUCUCGGUCAUGAGUGUAAAAGCUGUUGGAACUGCAAUGAAAUUGACUUUCGAAGGAAGAAACCAGUUGAUCUAUCCAGAAACCUGGUUUUUCAUGAUUGUUGUGGCUGUUUCUGUCAUCACUCAAAUGAAUUACCUUAAUAAGCUAUCUAUUCAUUUAGGCAAUGUCACUUGUAGGAUUGGGAUGGUCAAAGUGCUGGCAGCAUCAUAUCAGAAAUUUGUGGCUUUAUUGUCGUUCUCUCAGGUACCAUCUUACUACAUGUCACGAAGGACUUUGAGAGAAGCUCGUCAUUCAGAGGCAACUACACGCCUCUGUCACCUACAUUGUCUGCUAGCCUAUGUAGUUCAAAUGGGGAACUACUAA
Molecule: messenger RNA, 924 nt
Organism: Oldenlandia corymbosa var. corymbosa
Lineage: Eukaryota; Viridiplantae; Streptophyta; Magnoliopsida; Gentianales; Rubiaceae
Source: the annotation of a GenBank genome assembly